AGACGUGGGGCGACGGGCAUGCGCAGUGCGGAGAAGUGUGGACGGGAGCAAUGGCUGGCAGUGUAUGCGGUAGAAGGCUGUGAAAUCAGCGUUGUUAUCUAUUCAUUGUAGCAGCCGCACUUCUUACAUCAUGACUGCUAAUGAGGACCAAGAGAUGGAGCUGGAAGCUCUUCGAUCUAUCUAUGAAGGUGAUGAAAGUUUUAAGGAGAUUGGGCCCACCAGCUUCCAGUAUCGGGUUGGUGAUGUGGGGGACUCGAAGGCUUUUCUGAUUGACAUAUCCUGGCCAGAACACUAUCCAGAAACUGCACCAAAUAUAUCCAUGAAUGCAUUUUUUAACAAUCAGAUUUCCCCACAGGUCAAACAGAGCAUCGCAAACAAGUUACUAAACCAGGUGGAAGCCAACCUUGGUACAGCCAUGACUUAUACAUUAUUUGAGUAUGCCAAAGACAAUAAAGAGGAGUUAAUGGAACAUCACCAGCGGUUCAACAACACUAUAACAUUGGCAGGAAGUGAUUGCACCUUAGAACCAACAAACAUAACUGCAGCUAGUAAGAAAAAAGACAAAAAGGAGCAGUUGACAAAAGCACAGAAGCGCAAACUAGCAGACAAAACAGAUCAUAAAGGUGAACUACCCCGGGGAUGGAACUGGGUUGAUGUUGUUAAGCAUCUCGCUAAGACUGGAUCCCAUGAAGAUGAAUAAAAAACAAGAAGAACAUUUUAGUGCUUCAAAACAUGGUUACUGUUCAUCUUCCUAUAUAUUUUUAUUUUACUGAAGUAAUUUAUUAAGAGGCUGCAUUUUAUAAGUGAAGCCCCUUUUUGUAGGCUUCCUGUUUAAUAAAGGAUGCUGUGUUUGUUGUACAUUCA
Rana temporaria (common frog) is the source of this 864-nucleotide messenger RNA. RefSeq names its product RWD domain containing 4 (gene RWDD4). The record is from RefSeq and is a predicted model, not a curated record. Bases 131 to 700 code for a protein of 189 amino acids. Gene Ontology annotation, molecular function: protein binding. The transcript has 8 exons. NCBI's taxonomy places the organism in Eukaryota, Metazoa, Chordata, Amphibia, Anura, Ranidae.